UAAAAAAAAAAAACAUCGCAAAUUUUUUCGUGGUUUGGAAAGUUCUUCUAGGGAUCGAAAAUAUAACUUAACUCCUUAUCUUGUGAUGAAUGAUGGCGGUUGCUAAAGUUCUGCGUGUUCCGCUUGUAACAUCUAUCAUUGUCAUCGUAUGCUGCUCGCUGCACUUGGUGGGACCGAAGAGUGUUGGUACACAGCAUAAGCAUGUCUGUCUAAAAGCCCAUGGAAUAGUGCGGACACGUGAAAUCUACAGAAUCUUUACACAUGCAUUCUUCCACAAGGGUCCCUGGCAUCUCGCCAUCACAAUACUUCCGAUGCUUGCCCUGGGAAGUCUGAUUGAAAAACACAUUGGAACCAUUCUUAUGACACUCAUCCUCAUCAUCUUCUGGUUGAUCUCAACACUACUAGAAGUUGCUAUGGCAACUCUACUUUACCAUAUUGCACAUGAGCUGUUCCAUGGGUGCAGUCUUGGUAUGUCAGGGGUCGUCUUCGGUUUACUUGUUGUGGUAUCAAAGGUUAUCAAGUUUAAAGAGUGUGGAUUUAGUAUAGUCAAGAUUCCUUGUUCAGUACUUCCCUGGGCAUGUCUAGUGCUAUAUUAUUUGGCGUUUCACCAUGGCUCUGUCUUUAUGCAUAUUGGUGGCAUAGUAGCUGGCUAUGCAUAUAAGUAUGGAGUAUUUGAGUGUUGUCUGCCAUCACCUGAAAGACUAGCUAAUUGGGAGCACAGACAUCCGUGUCUUGUCCAUUUUCCUUGCUUUGUGCAAUUCGCUCAAGAAAGCUUGCCAACGCGGAAUCCCGUAGCAGUAAACAGACAGCAGUUUUUACAUGUUGUCCACACUGGUUCUCCACCAGCAGCUAUUUAAGUAAAGCAAAAUGUAAUAGACUUUGCUCCUAUUAAAACAAGAAUAGCAAAUAUAUGAAUAAUAAAAAGACAGAUUGAACGGUCGGCUUACCACUGUUAUAUAAUUGGCACUCAAAUAAAUUUUUGGAGAUGGACACUAAACACUGCAAGGUGCAACUGCUAUUCUUGCCUGCAACAAUUUCCUGUAUUCAAAUACUCAGCUUAUCGUCAAAAAACGAGUAAUAAUUGUCAUCUUAUCUCCUAAAAACGAAACUGCAAAAACUGGCCACUUUACGAGAAAACUAGCAGUUCACUGUUCACAGUUUAUUUUUUGCCCUUUUUUUACAGACAUACAAUUUAUAAAUCUUUUGCGUGACUGCGCAACCCGCAAAUUUCUUGUUUCUAAGGGUGCUGCAAAACUUUCCGUUACGACUAUUACGACUCUUUUGUCUUGCAAACAGUGUUCUAUUCCGGUACCAUGUGUUACCAUGGGUUCCCUGUGUUAAACCGGUAUGCCACCGCCACUACCGCCACCCGCUCUGAGUGAAAGCUAAACUAGCGACUUUCAAAACUAAGCGAAAUAAUGUGAAUAUAUCUCUUUCAAACUAGAUUCGUCACCCUCACCAUGGGUGCUUUAAAGGGACUUCUCACAUUUAUCUUCAUGACAAUCACAUGUAAUGCUAACACUUUGCCUGGAAUGUUGUUUCCUCGUGAAUCAGAGAGCAGAGAGAUCAAAGAUCUUAGCGGAUUGUGGAAUUUUCGGGUGGACAAUAGUAAAGACAAAGAAGCUGGAUUUGCAGAGUCUUGGUUUAGCAGACCUCUAGAAAAGUCAGGUGAAGUUAUCCCCAUGCCAGUUCCUGCGAGCUAUAACGACAUAACCCAGGAUAAGGGCAUCCGGGACUUCCGCGGCUGGGCAUGGUACGACAUGCAGACUUACGUCCCUUCCAGAUGGAAUGACUCUAACACCCGAGUGGUGCUCCGCUUUGAAGGCGCUAACUACUACACGAAAGUGUGGUUGAACGGCGAGAAGGUGACGGAACACGAGGGCGGUUACCUAGCCUUUGAGGCAGACAUCAGUGAGUUUCUACGCUACGAUAAGUCUAAUAGGGUUACAGUGGCCAUCAACAACACGCUCACCCCCACCACCCUCCCCCCUGGGAAGGUAGAACAUCUCCCGUCCUCGUGGAGCUGGCACCCUGAUGGUUAUAAUGUACAGACCUACAAGUUCGACUUCUUUAAUUACGCCGGCAUCAAUCGCCCCGUCAAACUUUACACAACCCCAGUUGUCUUCCUCUCUGACAUCACCAUAACAACGUCAUUCCAUGGUAAUGUCGGGACUGUCAAGUUUCUGUCAGUGGUGGGUGCCAUCAAGUCUAUUCCGAGAGGGGACAUCAAUAUGAAGUACGAGUUACUGGACCACGAGGGGUUUGUCGUGGAAACCGUUGAAGGGACAGAGAAGUUUGAGGGAGAGUUAACUGUCCGGAAUCCGGUCCUGUGGUGGCCAAUUGGAAUGACCAACAACACGGCAUAUCUGUACACACUCAAGGUAACGACGUUGUCUCAGUUGUACAUACAAGAUGUUUACCGCCUUCCUGUGGGAAUAAGGACUGUACGCGUUGAAGGCACUAAAUUUCUCAUCAACGACAAAGAGUUUUACUUUAAAGGCUUUGGCAAGCACGAGGAUGCAAACAUUCGAGGUAAAGGAGUCGAUAACGUGAUUAUCGCCAAGGACUUCAACCUGAUGAAGUGGCUAGGAGGUAACUCGUUCCGGACUAGUCACUACCCGUACGCCGAGGAGAUCAUGGACAUGGCCGACCGGACAGGCAUAGUAGUCAUCGAUGAGUGUCCGGCUGUGGGCAUUGAGCCUGCGAACCUUACCCCAGAGCUCCAGAAGCGUCACACGCAAGAGAUGAUGGAGCUUGUGCGCCGCGAUAAAAACCGUCCAGCGGUUGUCAUGUGGUCGGUAGCCAACGAGCCUCCCACGGACAAGCCAGCCUCGCUUGACUAUUUCAAGCCGAUAUUCGAAGAAGUUCGCUCCAUGGAUGUCACGCGACCUGUCACGUAUGUCACGAAAUACCGCGCCUUUCUCGACAGAGUGGCGAGGCUCAGUGACGUCAUCAUGUUCAACCGCUAUUACGGCUGGUACGCGGAUUUUGGAGGAACUCAGUUGAUAAGCCGUCAACUAGAGCGAGACCUGCGAGCUUUUCACGAGAAAUACAACAAGCCGGUCAUAAUGGCAGAGUAUGGAGCAGAUACAAUCGCGGGAUUACACUCGUCACCAGCACUGAUGUUCACAGAGGAGUACCAGGUGGAGACCAUUCAGCAAUAUUUUCCGGUUUUUGACAAACUGAGGAAGGAGUUCUUUGUCGGAGAGAUGAUCUGGAAUUUUGCUGAUUUCAACACGGCACAAAGUGCUAAACGUGUGGCAGGCAACAAGAAAGGUAUCUUUACACGUGCACGCCAACCAAAAGCCGCUGCCUUCAUACUGCGCCAGCGAUAUUCGAACAUCACCCUCGAUCAGAUUCCCACGUCCACAGGAGAUGAACUGCUAGACGCGAUUGUUAAAUACGACACAAGGACGUCGGGAACCACAGGGAGCCCCCUUAGAUAUCCACAAGAUGAGUUGUAGCAGCCCAACCUCAUAAAUGAGUUGUAACACAGGUAGCCCGUCCAUGCUUAGUUGAUAGACAAGAUCAUCAAAAGAUUACAUAAUAAUAACGGAUAUUUUUCUUUAUAAGAGGUUGGGCAAUUUAAUGUAUGUUAAAAAAAUCGACAAUUAUGUUGACGCAAUAAAUUUUAAUUUCUUAUGA
Molecule: messenger RNA, 3645 nt
Organism: Nematostella vectensis (starlet sea anemone)
Lineage: Eukaryota; Metazoa; Cnidaria; Anthozoa; Actiniaria; Edwardsiidae
Product: beta-glucuronidase-like
Exons: 15
Coding region: 1461-3464 (667 amino acids)
Biological process (GO): carbohydrate metabolic process; glucuronoside catabolic process
Molecular function (GO): carbohydrate binding; beta-glucuronidase activity
Source: RefSeq, a predicted model, not a curated record